This is a messenger RNA of Cydia splendana, 1416 nucleotides long. RefSeq lists its product as uncharacterized. Lineage: Eukaryota; Metazoa; Arthropoda; Insecta; Lepidoptera; Tortricidae. Gene Ontology annotation, cellular component: membrane; endoplasmic reticulum. The transcript has 4 exons. Gene Ontology annotation, molecular function: protein-macromolecule adaptor activity. The record is from RefSeq and is a predicted model, not a curated record. The coding region runs from base 290 to 811 and encodes 173 amino acids.
GUGCGCGAACAGCCUCAGCUGGAAAUUCACAUCUAAUUAUAAAUUUUAUAUAUAAAAAAAUGUAUUGCAGGUAAAAUACCGCAGUGCGAUGCACACGGGCACGUGGCGACUAUAGUUUUAGGGCUACAAACUGGCCCGCUUAAUUUAAUUAGUCGAUUUGCUUACUCGGAACUCUUGUGUAUGAAACUGUGUCUGUUUCUAAGCUAAUUUUAGGAUUUAGAUCGAGCUGAAGGUAUUAAAUUAAGUAUUAAUAUUAGUAUUUUGAGAUUAGUGACUUUAUAGAUAAGUUAUGGCAGUGCAAAAUAAAGUUUUAUACGCGUUUCGAGGAUGGAUAGCAUUCGUUGCUUUUAUGGACUUGGGAACCGCCGGCCGGUCGUACAUCGAACGGCGGUCGUUCCUCAGUCACCACGGCGACACUGAACACUUGGAUGGAGAUUUCACAAUCUCCCGGAUGCUGGGCAUGUAUUCGGUGCUGAAGGCUCUGGCGCUCAUCCAUUGUACACUUUACAUACAUUACAGGCCUGUGGUAUCCAUGGGCUACUGGUCACUCAUGCUGACCAUCGUGCUGUACUUCACUGAAGCCUUCUGCUACCACUCAACCAACCUCAACUUCUACGUCGUGUUCCCGUGCAUACUCAACAUCAUAACCCUCCUCGGUCUCAUAUACCUGCCCACGAAGCUGAAGCUCUGGGGCCAGAUACCGGGCACCUCCGGCAUGGAGAGAGAGAUAGAUGAUGAAAACACUCAAAUCCUCCGGCAGAUGGGCAACUUCAAGCGGCGGAGACCGCAGGCCAAGAACAAGUAUGUCUGAUCGCGGGGACUGUAAUAAGUUGUAUUAACUAAAGAGUGAUAAGAUAAAUAGGCGAGGUGUUAUGGUGAAGAAAAAGUCGUGCCUCGAAUUUGCAGCUGAAGUAGAUGUCGCUGUACGGCUCUGUAUAUUUUGCGGUAGCUCGUGAAACUUUGACGUUUGAACCCAGUGACAAUUUACCGCAAAACAUGGCGCCGCAUAGCGCCAUCUAGUUUGGUUCUCAAACUUAGGGGCACGAUUAUUUCUAAUUGAUAACGUUGAUAACUCUAAGCUGUGUUUAUAUAUCCCAGAUACUAAAUUGGCAGUGUGAUGAAAUAUAAUAGAAGAAACUUUCUUAACGAAACGCUCCAACUAAACUUAAGUAAAACAUGACGAAAUAUACAGAACCAACUUAUUAUUAGGUGUCGCUGAAAACUGACUCAGCUUAAUGUCAAGGCCAAUUUACUACCCGAUCCUGCUUAAGUACUAAUUUGGUUUGUAAACUUGGAAUAAAUUUAAAAGUGGAAAAAUUACUUUCUUGGGUGAUACUGGAACUCACGGCCUCUGGAUCGAUACUCCAGCGCUCUGCCAUCUGAGCCACCAAGACCUCAUCCAUAGCCAGCAAAUUU